AUGGCCAACGCCUCACGAGAGGGCACCAAGGCCACUAUCAAUCGCCAGACUACCGUCCCCUUCCACUUGAAGCUCUUCUAUCGGGUGAACUCGUACCACUCGCUCUCCGAAUAUAGUCUUCCCGAGCCUUCGCGUCGCAAUGGUCCAGUCAGUGGGCCAAAUGCCAUUCGCGCCCAAUCACCUCCGUCAACUGCGGCCUCACUUCCUCCACACCUCGAAAUCUACACAUGGCAGUCAUGCACACUACGCGAACUCUCUCAGCUUCUCACUUCUGCACUUCCGUCAUUACUGCCCGAUCCUCCCGUGGGCACUCGUCUUUGCUUCCGCUUGGUCUAUCCGGACGCGCGCAAUGCAGCGAUGAUGGGACCCGAUGCGCGCGGGCGAUACCAGACUCGAGACCUGGGAAGUGUGAUCGUGGCGCCUCGCGACAGUCCAUACCGCGGCGAUGAAGAUGCAGAUCCACGCACAGAGACUCGGCCUCGAGCGGGAUCCUUGCGAUUCCAGGGGUCAGACGCGGACAAAGCUCUGCAGGACGCACGGUUCAUUGUUGGAGAUUACAUCGAAUGUGCGAUCCUGCCGCCUCUAGAAGAUGGUUCCGUUGCGCCCAUUGUCCGCAGCAAUCCUGGUCCCCCUCCACCCGUGGGAGGUGGUAUGCGUGCAUUCCGCGACAAUGGCUAUGGGGGACGGGGACCUCGGGGUGGUCACCGUGGUGGUGAUCGUGGAGGACCCCCGGCUCUUCCUAUGGGGGAUUGGAAGAGGGGAGAGAGAUUGCCUGAAGGAGCUCCUCGGGGUGGAGGUCGACGAGGCUGGGCGCCCUACUAA
Molecule: messenger RNA, 822 nt
Organism: Penicillium diatomitis
Lineage: Eukaryota; Fungi; Ascomycota; Eurotiomycetes; Eurotiales; Aspergillaceae
Product: SAP18 family protein
Exons: 1
Coding region: 1-822 (273 amino acids)
Biological process (GO): negative regulation of DNA-templated transcription
Cellular component (GO): nucleus
Molecular function (GO): transcription corepressor activity; transcription factor binding
Source: RefSeq, a predicted model, not a curated record